UUCUCAGUCAGUUCAACACAGAUGGAAAGAUCUGCAAAUGUACACAGCGCUUAUAAAAAGUAACACAGUGUGGCUGUGUUUGUCAGAGAAUUGACAUUAAUUUACUGACUUCAGGACCAGUUUACAACUCUAUCUGCCACAUGUAACAAUGAAUUCCCUGCUUCCUAGUUUAUCCUGCUGGUUGGAGUUGAGGAUCAGAUGGAGGAAUUGAACACAUCAAGAGCAGAGCUGCACCAGGUGCAGACAUUAGAACUGAAGACUCCAACUCCUCUGGACGUGGAGCCACAAUGGAGAUGGUUGCUGUCCAUGGUGCUGGAUUCUGCUCCCUAUAAUAAACUGGUAUCUGCAGUCAAAUCAGGAAUUCACGAACCAGACUGAACGUCGGUGCCAAAGGUUACAGUGUAUUUUCUACUAUGCCUUAUUAUAUAUUGUAUUACACACAGGCUUUUAUUGGUGACUGCUUUGCGCAUGCGAAGAGGCAACCUGAGGCCACUUGCUCUAACAGAUGACCGUUUCCAGAGCAUCGAUGGCUCUCAACGCGCACAGCUGAAAAUGCGCAUUUUUACAUAAACAACAGAUUGAAACCUGCUAACACGCAUGCCCGUUGCUUUUUUUGUUUGUUUAUUUCUGUUUAUUUCUAUUUCUUAUUAUUUUCCUGCCCGCCUCUUCUGGCGCUACGCAACAAGCUGCAGCACCAAUGUGGAGUGGAACCUGAAGAAGCAGUGCCACCUGUAACUGUGCCGCCGCCGUCGCUCCCGACUUUCCAUGCCGACGCCGAGGAUGAAGAAGCAAAACGUCCGGACCCUGUCACUGAUCCUCUGCAUGUUCUCCUACCUGCUGGUCGGUGCCGCGGUGUUUGACGCGCUGGAGUCGGAGACGGAGAGCUCCCGUAGAGGCAUCCUGGAGAAGAAGCGCAGCGAGAUGAAGAAGAAGUACCGCUUCUCCGAGGACGACUAUCACGAAAUCGAGCGAGUGGUGCUGCAAGCUGAACCCCACCGAGCCGGCAGACAGUGGAAAUUCGCGGGCUCCUUUUACUUUGCCAUAACAGUCAUCACCACCAUUGGUUAUGGACAUGCAGCACCAGGCACAGAUGCAGGAAAGGUCUUCUGCAUGUUCUACGCUGUUCUCGGCAUUCCUCUUACUUUGGUCAUGUUCCAGAGCCUGGGGGAAAGGAUGAACACAUUUGUCCGCUAUCUCCUACACAAGACAAAGCAGUGCCUGGGCUUCAGACAUACCGAGGUGUCCAUGGAGAACAUGGUCCUGGUGGGCUUCCUGUCCUGCAUUGGAACCCUGUGUGUGGGAGCUGCAGCCUUUUCCUACUAUGAGGGAUGGAGCUUCUUCCAUGCUUACUACUACUGCUUCAUCACGCUCACCACCAUCGGCUUUGGGGACUUCGUGGCCCUGCAGAAAAAGGAGGACCUCCAGAAGAAGACGCCCUAUGUUGCUUUCAGCUUCAUGUACAUUCUGGUGGGGCUGACCGUCAUUGGGGCUUUUCUGAAUCUGGUGGUGCUUCGUUUCCUCACCAUGAACACUGAGGAUGAGAGGCGAGACGCUCAAGAGAGAGCUUCACUGAAGAGGGACAGGGGCCUUCUGGAUGGAGGCCUCGGUCUCCGAGUUGUUGGUGAGCAGAGCAGAGACAGCCACAGGGAGAUGAACAGGGGCAACAUGGUGCACAGCCAGAGUACUCUCUUCCUCCCGAUGGGGGAAGGAACCAGCCGCACCAACCUCAUCUCCUCCCCCGCCGAGGAUCAGGAGAGACGAAGAAGCCCCUGCAGCCACCGGCUACAUUUUCAGAUCAAGGCGGGCAGACACAGGCAGGAGUCGAGCCUCGGCUCCCUCUGCUCCUGCGUUUGCUACCGCUUGGGGGUCUGUGACAGCCCUCUUGUGUCCCACAGUGAACACCAUGGCUGCCAUAUCAAUUCUGUUUACUACAAUUCAGUCUCCUACAGGAUCCAGGGCUGCUCGCCAGGUUCCAGGGACAACACUGGACUCUCCUCCCCGGGAAGCACACUCUCACCUGGGCCCAGCUUUCGGGAGUUCCCUCGCUUAAGGAGAAAGUCAGUGUAGAGAGCGUCUUUAUGAGGGGAAAGUGUUUGCACAGGCUGGAAACAGUAUUUUGAAAGACACUGAAUUUAGUGUUGCAUUUCUUUUGUGCACGUCAGAAGACACAGAUUCUGUUUUAUGAAUAAGUUGACAGUUGUGUCUAUUGAAAAUAGUUAAUUUGUACAGUAAGGAUGAAUUUCUUCCAAUUUUGCCUUGACAUUAUUUCUAUUAGUGAUCUUCGGUUUUGCUCGCAUGUCAGCCACAGUGCAGUGCAUGCUAACUAGAAUGUAUAGCACACAAUGAGAAUGCAUGAGUAUGAUGUGAAGACAUAUAAAGUUGGGCUCUCAUUCUACAAUUUUGACAAGAAGUAUUUUGGCUAUGAUAAUUAUGAUUGUACAACUGUUCAGUGAAUGUAUGUGAACAAUCCUCAAUGGAGUCUGCUCCUGCUUUAGACAAAACCCUGGAUUUUUCUUGCCAUUGCUAGAUGAUGUCAUUAUACUUUUAUAUUUAAAAAGCCUUAAAGAACUCUGACCAAGCACAUGAAAUAUGUGGCUCCUUUAUUCAGUGAAUUAAAAAAAAAUCCUUUUAUUACUCAGCUUUGAAGGUGAAGUGCACUACUGCACUCUAAUAUAAAGAGAUUAUGCUUUUUACAUGACUGACUGAACUGUAAUGGAUGUAGCACAUAAAAUACGUAGCAGGUUAUUAGUAAAUGUCCCACAGCUCUGGGAAAACUUGGCAUUUUCCAGCCAAGGAGGUGUUGUUUCUUUGCAGACUUGGUUUGUAAUCAGAUUCAGUGUGAGUCUCUUACAGUAUUGUUUUAUUAAACCAAAGGGAAAGACCAGUAAA
Messenger RNA from Acanthochromis polyacanthus (spiny chromis), 2889 nucleotides. It is a transcript of the gene kcnk15, whose product is annotated as potassium channel, subfamily K, member 15. The coding region runs from base 766 to 2067 and encodes 433 amino acids. Gene Ontology annotation, cellular component: membrane. NCBI's taxonomy places the organism in Eukaryota, Metazoa, Chordata, Actinopteri, Pomacentridae. The transcript is spliced from 3 exons. The record is from RefSeq and is a predicted model, not a curated record. Gene Ontology annotation, biological process: stabilization of membrane potential; potassium ion transmembrane transport. Gene Ontology annotation, molecular function: potassium ion leak channel activity.